Gongylonema pulchrum is the source of this 705-nucleotide messenger RNA. Lineage: Eukaryota; Metazoa; Nematoda; Chromadorea; Rhabditida; Gongylonematidae. The record is from the annotation of a GenBank genome assembly.
AGAGUCGAUGGCUUCUCUGAUUUGUUACUUGCGGCCUGGUUUAUAUUCCUCCAUAGACAAGGCAGUUUUGCAGCUCAGACGCCAGUCAUCGACGUUAUUACAGCAUUUUUCAGCUCAAUUAGACAUCAUAAUUUGGCCUCAUCUUUGAGCACGGUUGCAUUGGAUCAAAUCCGUGCUGCAUCUAUUGAUGCCCUAACAAAGAUCAAUUUUUUCAACGAAUUUGAUUCAUUGUUCGUGAGAAAUCAUCCGUUUGAAGAUGCUUUUGAUCAAUAUAUUAGGAUUAGCCUUCCUCGAACAUAUCAGGAAGAUGUAUUUCGAGAAAUGUACAGCACUGAUUGCAUAAGCAGCUGUAAUGAUGGGAGGAGUAUAUUUGUGCGUAAAUUAACUCCGUUGCUGAAAGAGGCAUUAUCGGAAAGGAUCAUGGAUUUUGAUUUUUGCAUACCUAACAGCCAAGAAUCUCCAAUGUGGGAUGUGCAUGAGAAACCAGCCGUAUGUCUAGCGGAAGACGAUGUCUCAGUGUUACUUGGUCUUCGACUUGCACCAAAAUGGAACAGUCCAUUGACUCGUGGACCACCAGCUAAAUCCGCAGAAGCGGCGCAUUUUCGUGAGUUCUGGGGUGAUCGAUGUGAGCUGCGCAAGUAUCCGGAUAAUGCAAUUUGUGAAACAGUCGCAUGGAACUCCCCGGAUGUCCCGCUUCUCAUCUGC